Trichoplusia ni (cabbage looper) is the source of this 1552-nucleotide messenger RNA. RefSeq names its product serine protease snake-like. NCBI's taxonomy places the organism in Eukaryota, Metazoa, Arthropoda, Insecta, Lepidoptera, Noctuidae. The coding region runs from base 127 to 1362 and encodes 411 amino acids. Gene Ontology annotation, molecular function: serine-type endopeptidase activity. The record is from RefSeq and is a predicted model, not a curated record. The transcript is spliced from 10 exons. Gene Ontology annotation, biological process: proteolysis.
UCACACGAUAUUACGUGUUAGAAAAAUUAAGGCUUCAUAUCAUAAUAACAACGCCUUCAUGACGGGAGGCCGCUUGACAGUGUCUGUGGUAUAAUAAACGUAUUAAAAGUAAACUUAUGAAUAAUUAUGAAUCAUCUUCUACAAAUCAUUUCGAUUUUAUCUAUUAGUAGUACAUUAUUGUGUUAUAGAGACGGGAAUGAAGUCAUUUACGACUAUCUAAACCUACCAGAAGGAUCUCGAUGCAAAUGGAACGGAUUAAAUGGAGUGUGUGCGAGUCCGUACCACUGUCGUACAACCAUGGAAGACAUCCGAGAUGAACGCUACCCGCCGGUCUGCAGUGUACAAGGUGUGAAGGUGUUCAUAUGUUGCACGGAUUGCGAACUGGGUGACAUAACCGAUUCAUUCAGACUAGACGCGGGUACCCCUGUAUGGUAUUAUAAAACUGGAGAGAAAGCGAGAGACCAUUGUUUGGACUACGUAGCAUUGGAAACUAAAACCCCAUACAGGUGUUAUUUCGUGUAUGACCAGUAUAACACAUCCUAUAACAUAACAAGAAAUUGUUUCGAUGUUGUUCAUGACGAUACACCGUCGGGAUCGAGUAGCGGAGGAGUCGGAGGAGUGCCUUCAAACCGAGACCAAUUUCGACACAUGGCGCUGCUAGGGUACGGAGACAACAUUGACUCAGCACAGUGGAUCUGCGGUGGAUCGCUUAUCAGUAACAAAUUCAUCCUCACAGCUGGUCACUGCACAGCAUCUGCAUUAUUAGGCCCAGUGCGGUACGCCGCGCUAGGCAUCCUGAAGCGCUCGGACCCGCUGGAGCUGUGGCAGCGGUACCUCGUGAAGAGGAUCAUCCCGUAUCCGCUGUACAAGCCGCCAUCUAAGUAUCAUGACAUCGCUCUACUGGAAAGUGAUACAGAGGUAGCAUACAAUAAGCAUGUGUUUCCUGCCUGUCUUCAGUUCCUGGCUAACCCUCGCGGCGAUCGGUGGAAUUUAUUGGCCAUUGCAACUGGUUGGGGCGCUCUUGGUCAUAAACGGGAAUUGGCCGACGUCAUGCAAGCCGUGUACCUGGACCGAUACGAGGCCCAUGAGUGCAGCCAGCUGUACCCGAAGCAUAGACAUUUACGGCACGGGUACAAUCACACCACGCAAAUGUGCUACGGGAACCGGGAAAUAGUCAGAGAUACUUGUGAGGGUGACAGCGGAGGACCUCUACAAGUUGGUUCCCUUGUAGCAAAAUGCGUAUACAGCAUCAUCGGCGUGACAUCAACGGGAAAGGCUUGUGGAUUUACCAGUAACUCUGGUGUGUACACCCGAGUGAUCCACUACCUGCCCUGGAUUGAGAGUAUCGUGUGGCCGGACUGAUAAAGGAGAUAACCUGUGAAGACAAUUGACAAUUGAUACUUAAAACAAAAUAAUUAUUUUGAUAACUAAUCAAUGUGUAUUUCAAAAAUAAUAGCGUCUCGUUUUCUUUACUUGGAUUCCACUUGCUAAUUAAUUUAUUUAAAAGAACAGAACCUGUUUUGAACACAAAUAAAUGGUUUAAGUAUCGAAA